AUGAAAAAAGAGUUUCCCAAAAGACCACCGGAAAAUGAGAUCUUAAACGAAUAUUUCAUGCAACGGGUACGAAAAAAUUUGCAUGUUGUGCUCUGUUUCUCCCCUGUCGGUGAGAAAUUCCGUCAACGUGCUCUCUACUUCCCCGGUUUGAUAUCCGGUUGUACCAUUGAUUGGUUCCAACGAUGGCCUCAGGAUGCCCUGUUGGCUGUGGCCAAACAUUUUCUCGGCGAUUACGAAAUCACAUGCUCGCCUAUGGUCAAAUCAAGUCUGAUCAGUUUGGUCGCGGACGUGCAUGAUGAUGUGGCUGCUCGGUGUAUUGCCUAUUUCGAACGAUAUCGUCGUACCGCGAAUGUGACCCCGAAAUCGUACAUCUCAUUCAUCACUGGUUAUAUGAAGGUCUAUCGGGAACAAGUGCAGAGUGUGAACGAGCAGAUUAAUCGUCUGGGCUCGGGGUUGCACAAACUGAUGGAAGCGCAGGAAUCGAUUGCCAAACUCAGUGUGGAAUUGGCGAAUAAAGAGAAAGAACUGGAAGUGGCCAAUCGUGAAGCUGAGGCAGUUUUGGUCAAUGUAAUGCAACAGACUCAGGCCGCCGAGCAGGUGAAAAAUAAAGUGUUAACUGUGAAAGAUAAGUGUUUGGCUAUUGUGCAAAAUAUUCAAAAAGAACGAGCCAUUGCCGAGGAGAAAUUAGAAGCCGCUCGACCGGCUCUAGAAGAAGCCGAGGAGGCUUUGAACACUAUCAAACCGGGUGAUAUUUCCACGGUGAGAAAACUGGCCAAACCGCCACAUUUGAUUAUGCGUAUCAUGGAUUGUGUUCUGCUCCUGUUCAAACGAAAAGUGGAUCCGGUGCGAAAAGAUACCGAACGAGUAGGUUGUAUCAAACCGUCAUGGACGGAAUCGUUAAAAAUGCUUGCUGGAUCGACAUUUUUGAACAGUUUAUUAUUCUUCCCUCGUGAUCUGAUCAACGAAGAGACUGUGGAUCUAAUCCAGCCGUAUUUAGACCAAGAAGAUUAUAAUUUAGAAACAGCGAAAAAAGUAUGCGGUAAUGUGGCCGGUUUGUGCUCGUGGACUUUAGCUAUGGAAAAAUUCUACUGGGUCAAUAAGGAGGUUAUCCCAUUGAAGGAUAAUCUGGCAAAAAUGGAAAGCAAACUGACCGCGGCCAAGAAUGAUUUGGCUCAGGCAGAAAAUCUUCUCGCUGAAAAAGAGGCUUUGCUGGCAACUGUUCGCGAACAGUAUGAAGCUGCAAUGCGUCGAAAACAGGAAUUGGCCGACGAUGCGGACACAUGUCGACGUCGAAUGACCACGGCCACCAUGCUAAUUGAUGGUUUGUCCGGAGAGAAGGUGCGCUGGACCGAGGAGACGCUGAAUUUGAAAGAACAAGUCAAUCGGCUUAUUGGUGACUCUUUGGUGGGUACGGCAUUUCUCUCCUACAGUGGGCCGUUUAAUCAGGACUUCCGAUUCCGUCUCUCUUCGCACUGGUUCAAAGAGCUUGCCUCUCGUCAAAUCCCGUACACCGUCAAUUUAGAUUUGAUCAAUAUGCUCACUGAGGGACCGGUGGUAAGUAUAUCCUACUGA
Messenger RNA from Echinostoma caproni, 1572 nucleotides. The record is from the annotation of a GenBank genome assembly. Lineage: Eukaryota; Metazoa; Platyhelminthes; Trematoda; Plagiorchiida; Echinostomatidae.